Messenger RNA from Polyodon spathula (Mississippi paddlefish), 2143 nucleotides. Its product is annotated as selenoprotein Pb-like. Gene Ontology annotation, biological process: selenium compound metabolic process. Gene Ontology annotation, molecular function: selenium binding. Gene Ontology annotation, cellular component: extracellular region. The transcript is spliced from 5 exons. NCBI's taxonomy places the organism in Eukaryota, Metazoa, Chordata, Actinopteri, Acipenseriformes, Polyodontidae. The record is from RefSeq and is a predicted model, not a curated record.
GGGUCACGGUUGGGAGGUGCUCUCCCUUAAAGACAGAAGCGAUCUCAAAACAGUCAGAAUAUCAAACUAACGGGACCGAAGAGAACUUACAAUUUAGCAGAAAGGUGUGCUGGAUCUGUGAAGAUGGGUCUGUGGACCCCCGUGUUCGUGGCGUUCCUCGGGCUGAUGUCGGUAGCAGCGUCUGACGAGGAGGGCGUCUCACAGGUCUGUCAGCCCGCGCCUCACUGGGAGAUCGAAGGGCAUUCGCCCAUGCAGGACCAGCUGGGCAGGGUGGCUGUGGUAGCGCUACUCAAAGCCAGCUGACAGUUCUGUCUCACGCAGGCUUCCAGGCUGGGAGGUCUGCGUGCCAAGCUGUCCAGGAGAGGGCUGUCGGAUGUGGGAUUCCUGAUCGUCAAUGAGAAGGAGCCCCAGGCCAGAGCCAUGUACUGGGAGCUAAAGAGGAGCGCGCCCAAGGGGGUUCCUGUAUACCAGCAGGACCCCCUGCAGCAGGACGUGUGGGAGACCCUGGGAGGGGACAAGGAUGACUUCCUCAUUUAUGACAGAUGUGGUAAGCUGACGUUCCACAUUGCAAUGCCUUACAGCUUCCUUCACCACCCUUACAUCGAGGCAGCAGUCCUUGCCACCUACCACAAGGACAUCUGUGGAAACUGCAGUUUUCAUUUAAACUCGACUCUAACUGCAGGACUGAAUGGGACAAAUGUUAGCUCCAUAAAUGCUACCGCCACAGAUUCUCCGCUGCCCCAGGGAGCCUCAGAGAUUGGGCACACAAACGCAACUGGACAACAAAGCCACCCGAACAGGGAGGCCCCAGUUAAAAACAUUCAGCACCAUCACCAUGGAGACCACCAUUCACACAAGGGGAAGGGGCAUGAGCAGCCCCACAGCCAUCAUUAAUCUGAAGGGCAAUGCAGAUUAACCCUAACCCUAAAUGUGCUGGUCCCAUUCCAUCAGAAACUGAGUUCCUGGAGACUGUGGAGGUGACACUGUGCUGUGUAUAGAUGGUGUAUUAUUAGACAUGAAUUACUAGGUAUUGAACUUGUGCUGAUUUUAAGUGUGAUAUAAUAUCUGUCUCGCUGCUUAAGUUUGAAAAUCCCACACAAGUUGAAAUUCGAAUCUUCACUGCUAGUUUAAUAUAUUUGCAUGUAGGACCAGAAUGACCAAGCCAUGUGACCCAGUGCUUAUUACAAUACUAUCAAGAAAUCAAUUAAAAAAACAAUUAUGUACAUGUCCGCCUUCCAACCCUUUGUUGCAAGGGCUAAUCAGACAAGCUGACCCUCAUUUGGUCUCUCGAUAUCUUUGCUGUUUAAACUUCCUGGCCCGUGCUGUUGGGUUUGCUAUGGCUCUCUGGCUCCUUGCACUAUAUGAAUUCUGCAGUUAAAACUAAGUGCUUAGUGGCUGCAGACUGAUGCUGUGCAGGUGGGACCACAGAGCUUGUAGAGAAACCGAACUGUUGAGUGGAGCAGCAAGUGCUGAGGCAGCGCAGUUUGAGGCAGGGUUGUAUUGUACUGUAUUGAAGUGUAUACAGAUAAGCUUGGUUGUUGUGUCAGUCAGGUUUAUUGCAUAUAAAGGGUAAUCGGCUAUCACCUUCACACCUUUAUCUGUUCUGCCUAGCCAUGUUGCAUAUAGACUAUCCCUACAUGGAAGGGUGAAAAGGACUUUAGAACUGCAAAGGUUAACAGUGCCCUUAAAAUGGAUGUUAUUACUAUUGUAUGCUAUAUUGCCUUACUUUGUCAUGAGAGUGUAAUAAAAUGCCACCUGUAUGUAUGUUACACUUGAUUUUGAAAGUUUUAUUUGCUCAUCCAGUUUUGAUGGAACUUGGUACAGACAUUCCUUGUUCCCUGCUCUUCAGGGGAUCCAGCCAUGUUGACCAACAUAUGUUCUGACCUCUGAUUUGUAAGUCUAAUAAUUAAUAAAAUGUAUUAAUUAACAAACCCAAUCUUAAGUACAGUCCUAAAUUAAAUAUGUGUCUGCUUGACUAAGUUUCUUAUAAGCUAUGGCAGUUAAUGUUUUGUAAGUUGUGGAUGAAUAAAGCAGUAUCAUUUGCACUUACUGUAAACCAUACUGUAUUUAAAUCUUGAUUUUGCAUUGUAACCCCAUAACAGCUGUAGAUCACCUUGGAUAAAUAAAUACAUAAAUAAAUAAA